AUGAGAUCAAAUUCAUAUAAGGAUUCAUUUGAAUCGCUGCAUGCUUCGGAUUUGGAUUUGAGUGGAAUUAGUGAUACAGGACAUGCUACACACUCUACAGAUUUGUACGAUUACUCUUCUUCGCCCAUUCAUCACAUCUCCCCUAUCAAACAGUCACAAUUUAGUAGGGGAGCCUCACUUCCAACAAUUUCACCAACCAAACCACCCUCAUCACAAGGAAUGUACUCAAAACAAACUCCCUCUCCAACACAAAACACUUGCCCAAUUUGUGGAGAAAUCUAUACAAAUUAUUCCAUCUUUUUAGAUCAUGUUUAUGGAUCGAGUGUUUGUAGUGAGAAAUUUGAAGAAUCUCAAAGUGGAAAAAACAAUUCGAAACAAGCAAGUCUUGCUCUAUUUUCAACCCAUUACAGACAUGUAGAUGCAACCACAACAGGAUUAAAGAUUGAACACAUUGCAGUUGUAGUGAGUAGUAAGGACCAGUACUCAUUUGGGGGAAAGAAUGCUUGUACUUCAAUAGCAUGUGAAUUUGCUAUUCAACUGUUGAACGGAGUGUUGGAUUCUGAGAGAUCAUUCUCUUGGAGUCCCACCACUAUUGACAAGGUAAUUGAGUGUGGAUGCAUGCAAGAUCCUCGACUUGGAAACUUGUCUUUUGAGGAAGUAAUGAAUAUCAAUAAUAGAAUGAGUAGUUAUCUAGAGCUAGUGCAUCCAGAAAUUCAAAAAUCAGUCAAAGGCCCAUCGUUUCUCACAACUCUGGAAACAAUUGAGAGCUGUUCUCAUCAAAUGAGGAGACCACUAUGUGCCAUAUUUACAAAACAACCAGAAACAGUAUUGAUCUUUUACAAUUUCAAGACUGGAAUGUUCUUGUUGGCAGAUUCACAUCCUAGGGAGACUGAUGAUCUUCCUCAUGGUGCGAGUGUUAUCUUUACGAGAAGUCUUCAGUCAAUGGCCGUUGUUUUGAAAAAGUGGCUCUUCCCAUUCAUGGAUUUUGAUGAAACUUCGUCCAAUAAGGGACUUUCAGAAUUGUACAAUACUUUUUCAUGCUCCAUUGUUAAACUGAGGAGUGGAACUGAAUUUAGAGACUACCAACCAGCAUCUAAAGCUAGUCCAACAAAACCAAUCAUUUCCCAACAACAAAAUUUCAACACUAGCAAUACUAACACAACAGAAAGUAGAGAAAGUAGAGAAGACCAAACCAUGAUACGAGACUUGAUGAGUGAGCUCUCUUCUCAACAAUCAGAAAAUGAUCAACUGAAAAAGUCAUCUCAACAAAACGAGGAAAAGAUUGCAAAACUGAAGGAAAAACUGGAAGUGAUGAGAGAAAAACAUCUCAAUCUCAAAAGGAAAAUGAAAGAUUCAAAAGAAUUGAAGAAAUCUUUAGAAUCAAUCGAAUCCAUAAUGGAUAAUAUUUCUCCACUUUUAAUUUCAGAUUCAAAUAAUUUAUAA
Messenger RNA from Naegleria gruberi, 1443 nucleotides. RefSeq lists its product as uncharacterized. The record is from RefSeq and is a predicted model, not a curated record. NCBI's taxonomy places the organism in Eukaryota, Heterolobosea, Eutetramitea, Acrasida, Naegleriidae. Bases 1 to 1443 code for a protein of 480 amino acids. The transcript has a single exon.